AUGGAAUUUCGACGACUAACAGCAGACCAUCGGCACAACUUGACUCUUGAAGAUUUUAGGAGAUCUCGUGCCUGGGUGGGCAAUGAGAUGCGAUUGUCGAAACUUUUCCAGAAGUUAUCCGCCAAAACGAACCCAGUGUCUACUGUCGUUUAUGGCGGAUCCAUUUCCAUGGGUCAUGGUCUGGCGGAUGGAUCUCUAAAGUACCUCAACGAGCUGGAAAAGUGGAUGAACACCGAGUUCCCUCUGCAAUCAGCCAAGCAUAAAGUGUACUCUAGAGCUGGACAUGGUGCUGAUAUGUGUUAUGUGGCAAAACGAUUGAUGACUAUGAUCGAAGACAUACCAGCUGGUCAACAAGUUGACUUAUUCCUUUUAGAGUUUGGGGUGAACGACUACCAAGGUCAAGAUCACAAAAUUCAUAUCGACCACAAGACCGAUGUAUUCUUUGACGGAUUCCAACGACUGGCUAUCUGUGCAGAAGCGGUGGUGCGAAGGCUCUUGGAAGCGUAUCCCAAUGCAGCGAUCGUGUUUCUGGAGUUCCAAACAGCAAUAUUGAAUCGCAAAACAGCUCAGCUUUUGCAUCUUGGAGUUGCACAACACUACCAGAUCCCUGUAAUCUCUUAUUCAGAGGCAUUAUUUCCUGGAUUCUAUCGAUUGAUAAACUUGUUGGAGCCCUUUGAUUAUUCCCGACCAGCGAAUGAUACUGUUGCACCGUUUCCACAUGGAUGCGCGCCUUGCCUAGCAGAACAAAUUACUCGGUCCUUUCGAGACAAGGGCUGCAAAUCCCUUUGUGUAUUCAUGAAACGAAGUGGCCGAAACUGCAACGAUAACCCACCAAAAGGUCGAGAACAAUGUUUCCUACCCUAUUUUGCCCACGACGCAGUACACCCCUCAAUGAUGGGCCAUCAAAUUGCCAAAGACUUGAUUGUCAAUGCUAUUGCGCAAGUUGGACAUGACCAUUGUCGCGGAGAACCCCCUACUGAUCACGUGCUCCCACUGACCACAUGGUUGGGAUCUCCGAAUCAACUAGAUUCAAUGACCAAUUUUGUAAUGGUGAAGGAUACCAUGGGAGUCUACAGCACUCAAGAUCCUUUGGUCUCCACCAAUCAUUCCAAGGGAUUCAGACUAUAUGGCGACCAACUGGCCGAACGAAAAGGCUGGAUAUCUACCAAUGAAGAGGGCGGUGACUACAUUGAGUUCGACAUUGAUCUGGUGGAUGGCUGCUACGAAAUUGUCAUGAGCAUUCUCAAGUCGUAUGAGGGGAUGGGUAUUGUCACGAUUGACUUGCUGGAUAAAACAACGAAAUCACAGAUCAACUCGGUGACAGAAGAUGGGAAUUGGAGCCCUAAAAUAUCAAUACCAGCUGAUAUUCUUCUGACAAAUGGCAAGGAGAAGAAGACAUGUAGUGGAAAGUGCAAAGUCGUUGUGAAAACGCAUUCAAUCGUCUCGGGUCGAAACCGAAACAAAGUCAAGAUCGUGUCAUUGGCAGCACAAGCUUGUGCCACCAGAUCGUCGUGA
Molecule: messenger RNA, 1515 nt
Organism: Cylindrotheca closterium
Lineage: Eukaryota; Bacillariophyta; Bacillariophyceae; Bacillariales; Bacillariaceae
Source: the annotation of a GenBank genome assembly